AUGAGUACUCCCGCCAAACGGAAGGCCGGGACGCCAUUGUCCGAUGUUCAACCUGAAGCCAAGCCAACAGCUCCUGGUCCCUCAUCCCUUGGCCCCAAGGAGAAGUCACCUACUCCUGGCCCCGCACCUCCUCAAGCCAAGGGAACAUCAACACCAUCCAGUCCCGGAGCGCCAGCGGCCGACCAGUCUGCUGCCCCUGAUCUGAUGUCUGGUGCACAUUGGCUGCAACAACAGCUUAAUGAAGCAGACGACGACGAAGAUUCAACACUCGGAAGUGAUGCUGAAAGCUCGACUGCCUCCGUUUCUUCCAGUAUCUUCAACUACCGUACUUUGCACGGUCGAACCUAUCACAGCGAGUCAGUAACCGACAAUGAAUACUGGGGCCCUAACGACUCAAAGCACAUUGAUGCUUUGGAUAUCUACUACCAUGGCGCGUGGCUAAUGCUCGGCGAAAAGCUUCAUCAAGCCCCUAUCAAAGGAGACGAGAUUAAACAUGCUGUAGAUAUCGGUACGGGAUCAGGAUUGUGGGCUAUCGACUUUGCUGAUAAGUACACUACCUGCGCGGUCAUCGGUACUGAUAUCUCGCCCAUUCAACCCGGUUGGUGCCCUCCAAAUUUGGACUUCCAGAUCGACGAUGCAACAAAGCCAUGGACGUUCAAGGGGAACCACUUCGACUACGUACAUAUCAUGUUCAUGAAUGGCUCCAUCGCAGAUUGGGACGCUAUCUACCAAGAGGCCUACCGGUGCUGCAAGCCUGGUGGUUGGAUUGAGCACGUUGAUGUGGCGUCUAUCAUCAGGUCUGACGAUGACAGCAUCAUCCCCGGAUCUGCCAUCGAUCAGUACGGAAAGAUUCUGGUCGAGGCCGGAAAGAAAUUCGGCAGAAGCGCGUCGGUCGCUGAAGAGGGGAAAAUGGAGUCCGGCAUAAAGGAUGCUGGGUUCGUGAACCAGCACGUGAAGACAUUCAAGAUGCCCACGACCGGGUGGCCAGAGGAUCCUGCGCAGAAGCAAGUCGGCCUCUGCGGCUACGCUGCAGUCGCGUCAGACGUCGAAGGUGCUAUCCAGUUCCAUUUCGGUCAGAUCAUGGGCUGGAGCAAGGAAGAAAUCUCGGCUUUUGGUGCCCAACUUCGUAAGGAAUUCAAGGAAGGAAAGCAACAUGGAUAUUGGCCCUGGAAGUGUGUGUAUGCGCAAAAGCCGCUGGACGCCUAA
Messenger RNA from Sordaria macrospora k-hell, 1206 nucleotides. RefSeq lists its product as uncharacterized. Gene Ontology annotation, molecular function: methyltransferase activity. Lineage: Eukaryota; Fungi; Ascomycota; Sordariomycetes; Sordariales; Sordariaceae. The record is from RefSeq and is a predicted model, not a curated record.